CAGGUUUCGACGGCCGACCAUCGCCCGCUGAGCACUGAGUCAGAAGAGAUAAGAGGAGAAAGUGGAGAUUUCUCACAAGUGCUGGACUCGAGGACCCAUAAUUCGUUCUUCACAAAGUUCACAUGACGUCGCUGGUUUUUAGGAGAUCACCUGGUCAAGAGAGAAACGAUGCGAAUUAGACAUUUCAUGGAUAACAAGCACGUAGGGAGAGACGAGGACAUUCUCGCUGUGGCAGAGCUCGAGCCGUAUAAUGGAACAGAUAUGUCGAGGGGCAGCAACACGCAGACGACACAGAGCGAAUUCACUUUGCGGGAAAUUCGCUGCAACGACGGCGAUGCUUUUUCUCUACCCGAGGUCAAUGCGAACGCCCCCUUUUCCACAUCUUCAGUAGACGAUCAGAGUCACGCACGUGCGUUGUGCGAACGCGAACGCUCAACUGGCGACCUAGAAAGACGUGCACUGCGUCCGGAUACAGGCGACGGAAUCGCCGACGGCCAUCCAACAACAGAAUUUGAUUUCCGGAGACGAAAUGGAGGGAAUGAAGUAGAUAUGUUAUGUCAUAGGUUCGCUGGUAUCGACGAGGAUGAUUUUGUGGGAGCUGCUUCCGACUCGGAGCCCCAGGGCAACGAUAAGGAUGACAUUUUGAUGGGCGCUUGUAGCAGCAGCUGCAGUAGCAUCAGUGACUGCGGAAUGGCCACCGUUGGGGUCAUUUCUACUACCAGCUCCCGGCGAACACUUGGCCAGAUUCGAGAGAGCCUGGAACAAAAAGUAAAACGUUUGAGGGCUGAAAAGGAGGCGGUGGACGAGAAAAUCCGCCUGGCGCAGGAAGAAGAAGAAAUCAGAGUGCGAGAGAAGGUCAAAAUUCGCGGGAAAGUGAUCAUUCAGAGGAAAGAUCGACUGAGAAAAUUGGUGUGUGAUUUGAAAGGUCAGUUGGAUGACCACAGUCAGAGACUACAGAAUGCCUACAGUACACUUCUUUUGCUACAGAGGACUAUCUUUAGAAGUAGGAGCUUUUGCAGGAGGCGAAUGAAGCAGAGACCUGGUUUGGCAGAAGCGCCGUUUUGAAAAUGAACUACAUUUACAUAGCCUUUCUGAAUGCUUAUAGCAGGAGGGACUUUGUAGUCCUCCUACGCGUAUACGAAAAAAAAAAAGGAUUUGCUUCUGUUUUUGUUUAUUUUUAUAAUGAUGAUUCUUAUCUAGCCAAGGUAGCCAGAUCAGCUAUUAGCUGAUCUUCCAGAGGGCCCUGCAUAUCAUUAUUGCCAUUCUCCAUUCUAAAACUUCGAGCUUGCGACAAGAAGGCGGAGGGCCAGUUUCUGAAGUCUUUGAUGACUCGGCCCAGAACUGAACCCACGAUUUCCUGUUCACGAUGCGGGCGCUCUACCACUGAGCCACCAUGUUGGAUUAUUGUUAUCACAAGUCCCGUGUUUUCAAUUUCAUUUUCUGUCUCGCCUGCAUAUUAUCAGAGCGAGACUAUCGGCGCUACUUUCCCUACUGCGGCGGCGUCGUCAACGCCAACAUUGAAAUCCUAACCAAGAUCUAUUUCAUAAAAAUUGGACAUAUGGGUAAUUAGAAAUUACUGAUUAUUUUUGCACGAGUUUCAGGUCUCAUGAUCAAGGUCAAAUGUUAUUUCAGGUGAACGAACUUAGUAUUUUUUAACCCAAUAUUUCGUUUUCAUCUUGGUUGCUUUCAAAGCCAAAACUGCAUGCUGUACUGGACUACGUUAUGCAGGCGAGACGGCCAGAGGCAUUUCACUUACUUCGUGCGAUUUUGUAUAUUUUGUAGAUAAUGUAGAUAUAAUGACUAUGAUAUAUAUAAAACGCUUAUUGAUUUAUCCUAAUCUAUAUAAAGGAAAGGGAAUUACUCUUCCAAACUGCAGUUACACGAGGUGGAUGUGGGAAGUGGUUGAAUGUGUUAAAAAAAAACUACUUUAGAAGUGUGAAUUAUAAAAUGCGAAUCAUGAUAUUUAUAUGUGGCUUAAGAUUUUUUUUUUACCUUUAGUGCAUAACUUGUCUUUUUGAAUUCAUUAUUUAAUAACUGUAGGUUGUUUGAAUGUCAUUUUACAAGAGGGACGAUGUCAUUUUAUGUAUCAUUUAUAGCUAAUUAAAUGAAUCCUAGUGUUGGUUAUGAAUGUUGUGUUUAUAUCUGGGUGGUGUAUGUGUAAUAUUGUGGAUAUUGCAUUCUUCUACCCAUAUUCAUUCAUGAAAACUUCGGAAAAAUAAAUUGGGCUGUGGAUGCAUGCAAUUCUUAGUUUGUCACAAACCUUAUGUAGAUCACGUUCACCCCGCCAAAUCAACAAUGAUUAAAAAAAAAAACCAUCGAAAUCAAUAUUAUUAUAUGAACAAAAACAACGAACGAAACAAAAAACAAAUGGAAAUAAGGAAUAUAGAUUUAUCCAAACAACAUACAAUACUUCCAUAAUAACAUUUCUCAAAAUGAAGAAUCGAAUAUUUAAAAAAGUGAACAGAUGGUUAAAAGAUAAUAAUCUAAUUAGAUCUUUCAAGUUCUGUCCCGAAAGGAUUAUUUUUCGGGUUUCCAACUAAUGUUAAAGGUGAUUAAUGUCUAACCGACGUCUUUUGAUUUUUUUUAAAAUAUUUUAUUUUAAACCCGGGAACCGAACUUGAUAAAGUAUAUCGAAGAUAUCGUGCAUGGUAAGGCAAUAGUCAUGUAGAGAUUAUGAAUACUCUGAACAUUUUUUUUUGGGGGUGGGGGGGGGGGUCGCGGGACGUGUCUCCUCGAAUUACGAAUAUAGUACAGCGUCCUAUGAUAGACGGCCUUUUCGUCUUCUCACCCCCUGCCGUGACCCCCCCCCAAAAAAAAAAAAAUAGUCCUCGGGAAAUCGCUGCGCAUGCUCUGAAGCGAUGCCUUACUCAUAUAGGCCUAUUAAUCAUGAUAAUGUACACGCGUGACACUUGAACCGUUGUUUUACCAAAUUAAUAUGCAAUCGUGUGAUCAUGCUGAUGGAAAUAAUGUCUCAUUACUAUGGUAACAAAUACAAAGAGACGCUUAUACAAUAUUUAUCUUCAGCACGUUUAGCACGUUGAUGUGAAUUUUACAUGAUAUUGUGAGUAAAGAUAUAACAAUGCUUGUAUAUCUAUUAAAUUGAAAAGUUUAACGAAAUAUCUAAAUAGAUAUUGACGAAAAAAAUAAAAGCUUUGUAU
Lytechinus pictus (painted urchin) is the source of this 3158-nucleotide messenger RNA. RefSeq lists its product as uncharacterized. The record is from RefSeq and is a predicted model, not a curated record. The coding region runs from base 169 to 1065 and encodes 298 amino acids. The transcript has a single exon. Lineage: Eukaryota; Metazoa; Echinodermata; Echinoidea; Temnopleuroida; Toxopneustidae.